CUCGGUUCUUUGACAAAGCAUUUUUCUGACCACUUAGCAAGUUGUUUGCUGCCGUUGAAGCUGACAGUUGUGACAGUUGGGUCCUUUUUGCAAAGCGAGCAUGCCAUGUCCAACGCUUUGGCCAGUGCAACACGAGGUACUCACAAAGUUUUGGAUUCUCAUUCGGAAAACUCCUCGUUCAAGUUGACUCAGCAUCGUCUUGCAGAACUUUGGCAUCCUAUUUGCAAAGAGCUGUCUUGUGACCCCACCAGCUACAUCGACAUCUACCCGGUGUCCCACAAGCACACGUUGAAGCUGAUGCAGACGGCCAGUGCAAGCCAUGUUGGUUCUCACAUCAGGCAGAGGAUUCACUUGUACAUUAAGUUGCAGCACUUUAUUGCAGAUUAUGACAGAGAAGGAGACUUUGACUUUAUGCGACCUGAAGGGAUCCAAGAUUCCUCGGAAGAGAUCUUCUCGUCAUAUGGCCAAACGGGCCGAAGCUCUUUGUUGUCCUUCACACAGUCCUUCGACUUUGACUCCGGCGAUCGCUUGUUUGACAGGGAGAUGUUCGCCUCCUUUUUGGAGGACGCGGAGGAAGGAGAAGCUGACACGAAAUCAUCGCGCAGAAGGCGACGGCGACGGGCUCGACGGCGACGGGCUCGACGGCAGGAGAAACGACAGGCUCGGAAGGCGAAAAGAGAAGAACGAAGAAUGAUGGCCAAACGAAUAUUUGGCUGCUUGGGAAAAGCAUCGUUUUGGAAUGCGGAAGGCUACAGCAAAUCUUUUGGUAGCUAUGUCGGAUUCAGCUUCGGUCAGGCUGCUGGCGGCAGCAACAAUGCACUCAACGAUCUUGUACAAGGACGAGCUCCAAGAUUCACUUCAGCCUAUUACAGUUUCUAUGCGAGCGUUGGCGUUGGUGCGGUCUACGAAUGGUUUUGGGGCGGCCUUUCUAUAACCGGUGCCUUCACGGUCACACAAUCAUCGGCAUUGGUGGGUAUUUACAUUGGGGCCUCCGCAUGUGGUUGGACAGCGGUCGGAUCCACAACACGGCGUUGCCCUUUUGGAAAACAUCUCGGCCCUUUCAAGUGCAGUCGCGCUACAGGAUUUACGAUUUCGCUCUUCUGCUGCGGAAUUGACCUCGUGUCUGGGGAGAACUCGUGCCGAUAGGAUACCCCUACGAUAUUAGUGACCAUAUUUGCCGAUAAA
Molecule: messenger RNA, 1185 nt
Organism: Cladocopium goreaui
Lineage: Eukaryota; Dinophyceae; Suessiales; Symbiodiniaceae
Source: the annotation of a GenBank genome assembly